This is a messenger RNA of Tripterygium wilfordii, 1212 nucleotides long. RefSeq names its product protein DMR6-LIKE OXYGENASE 2-like. The transcript is spliced from 3 exons. The record is from RefSeq and is a predicted model, not a curated record. Lineage: Eukaryota; Viridiplantae; Streptophyta; Magnoliopsida; Celastrales; Celastraceae. Bases 50 to 1096 code for a protein of 348 amino acids.
AUUCAGCAACCAAACCAACCAAGUUUUGGUUAAUCUCCUUCCCCCAUCCAUGGCUUCCACUAAGCUUCUACUCACUGACCUUGCGACCACCAUCAACCAUGUCCCUGCUCAUUACAUUCGUCCGAUCCUCGACCGUCCAAACCUUACAGAAGUCCACACAUCGGACGGCUCCUCCAUCCCUCUCAUUGACCUCCAUGGCCUUGGCAACCCUUCACAACGUUGUCAUAUCAUCAACCAGAUUGGUCUGGCUUGCCAAACCGACGGUUUCUUCCAAAUCAAGAACCAUGGAAUACCCAAUUCAAUGAUUGAUAGGAUGCUGAGUUUAGGAAGAGAUUUCUUCCAGUUACCAGAGAGUGAGAGGUUGAAGAAUUACUCAGAUGAUCCCACCAAGACCACAAGGUUGUCUACAAGUUUUAAUGUCAAAACAGAGAAGGUCUCUAACUGGAGAGACUUCUUGAGACUCCAUUGCUACCCAAUUCAAGAUUACGUUCAAGAAUGGCCCACUAAUCCCCCUUCUUUCAGGAAAGAUGUGGCAGAAUACUGCACAAGUGUUAGAGAGUUAGUGUUGAGACUGCUUGAGCUUAUAUCAGAAAGUUUAGGCCUUGAGAGGGAUUACAUAGACAAGACAUUAAGCAGGCAUGGACAACACAUGGCUUUCAACUACUAUCCACCAUGCCCACAGCCAGAGCUCACUUAUGGACUCCCUGGUCACACUGAUCCAAAUCUAAUCACAAUUCUUCUUCAAGAUGAUGUGCCAGGAUUGCAGGUUUUGAGAAAUGGCAACUGGGUUGCUGUCAAUCCUACUCCUUACACCUUCAUUGUCAAUAUUGGGGAUCAAAUGCAGGUGAUGAGCAAUGAUCGAUACAAGAGCGUGCUUCAUCGCGCGGUGGUAAACUGCGACAAGGAGAGAAUGUCAAUCCCAACAUUCUACUGUCCAUCCCCUGAUGCUGUUAUCGGUCCGGCGAAGGACUUGGUCGACGAGGAUCAUCCAGCUGUGUACAGAGAUUUCACAUAUGGAGAGUUCUAUGAGAAGUUUUGGAACAAACAAUUAGCUACUGAAUGCUGCUUGGACGUGUUCAAAACUUCUGCUGUUUGAAUAUAUGGAUUGCUUAUCUGUUCCUUCCAUUGAUCUGUCCAUAAAAUUUUCUCUGUGGACUAAAAUAACAUGUCAUUCUCAUUUUAACAGCAUAAUAUAGCUGUGUUUGACAAUAA